Molecule: messenger RNA, 896 nt
Organism: Impatiens glandulifera
Lineage: Eukaryota; Viridiplantae; Streptophyta; Magnoliopsida; Ericales; Balsaminaceae
Product: probable NADH dehydrogenase [ubiquinone] 1 alpha subcomplex subunit 5, mitochondrial
Exons: 2
Coding region: 63-599 (178 amino acids)
Biological process (GO): respiratory electron transport chain
Source: RefSeq, a predicted model, not a curated record
UGAACUUCUCCAAUCUCGACAAGUGAUUUGAGGAUCGAUUUUGGGAGAGAGAAAGUGAGAAGAUGUUUCUCCGGCGGAUUGGGAUGCCCUUGAUGGCAAGGUUGAAGGAAACAACUGGGAUCGUGGGUUUAGAAGUGGAACCCAAUGCUAGAAAUGUUUUGAUUGGUCUUUAUACGAAAACCCUAAAGGAGAUCCAGGGUGUCCCUGAAGACGAAGGCUACAGGAAAGCCGUCGAGAGCUUCACAAAACAUCGCCUAAAGGUAUGUCAGGAGGAACACGACUGGGAGGUCAUCGAGAAGCGCAUCGGCUGCGGUCAGGUAGAAGAGCUCAUCGAGGAAGCUCAAGACGAGCUUACACUCAUCGACAAGAUGAUCGAGUGGAACCCAUGGGGUGUGGAUGAUGAUUACGAAUGUGAAGUUAUCGAGAAUGAUGCUCCUGUUCCGAAACAUGUUCCUCUGCACCGACCAGGCCCUCUUCCUGAGGAAUUCUACAAGACGAUGCAGGCUAUUAACACAGGCACUUUGGAGGAUGUCAUUGCGAGUUCAAAAAAUGCAAAUGAGGACAUUGCUUCAAGUGACACACAGCCAAAGUUGGCUUAGGAUGAUUGUCACUUGGUUUGAGUUGGUUCUUUCCCUGCCCAAUUCCCUUUUGAUGAUUUCCUCAUGUUAUAAUCCAAGUAUACUGGUUUGUGGAGACAUAAUUAUGUUUAAGGUAUGAAUAAGUAAAUCCAACAACUUGAGCUGCUGUUUUAGUUAAUUUUUCUGACUUGAAAUGGUGCCCUCCCCCAUCCAUCCUUUGUUGGGAGUGAAAGAUUUAUUAAACUCCAAAAUGUUAUUUUUCCUGCAGGCAGGGUUAUUUGAAACAUUUGGGAUUAUAAUCAAAUGCCAAACUUAACU